UGUCAGUUCACGUAAUGUUUAGUUUGAGGUUCAAACAAUAACAUUGUGUUAUUGAUAAAAUAAAUGUAAACUAUAAGGAGAGUGAAAUUCAUUGAUAUAACUUAGUAUAGUGAACGAGAAUGGGACAUCAUAUCAGUUCAAUGUUCUCCAGUUUGGGAAGAUUCUUCGAGUACCCAGUGAAGCGGAAACCUAUUUGUUUCUAUAGGCAGGAGGACUUUAGUGCAACAGGUGAAGCACAUAGGAAGGUGGCAGAUAUGCAGCGGCAGGCUGCGACAGACUACGACAAAUUGGUUGAUUUGUUCUACACGAGACUGGCCGAGCAACGACAGUAUAAUCAAGAAAUGAAGGAGAAGGACCGUAGAUGGAGUAUGCAGAAGGUAGUGGAGCGGUUCCCAGGGUGGAACGAGGUCACCAUAGCCAACCUGCACAGCUUGUUCCUGCUCUUCGACAACCAGUCCAAUGGCAUGCUUGGGUUUGAUGACUUCGGAGCAGUAUUGGAGAGUCUUGGAGAUGAGAGCGGCAUGGACGUGCGGAAAGAGAAGUUCAAUGCCGCAGACACAGACAAUGACGGCUGGAUCACUUACGAUGAGUUUCUAUCAUUGGUGUAUAAUUUCAAUCCUGGCGAGGAGGGCCGUGUCACAGGGCUGGCCGCUAUGUGCAACGAUGUCGCAGAGAACAUACAGUUUGUCAGCAAUCUCACCGUUGGCGAGCAACUCGAAUACGGCUUGUUUUAA
Messenger RNA from Spodoptera litura, 734 nucleotides. RefSeq lists its product as uncharacterized. Lineage: Eukaryota; Metazoa; Arthropoda; Insecta; Lepidoptera; Noctuidae. Gene Ontology annotation, molecular function: calcium ion binding. The record is from RefSeq and is a predicted model, not a curated record.